AUGCAGCUUCUCUGCACAAAGGGGCAUUUUUUCCACAACUACAAAUGUGAUUCCCAGAACAAUUUGGCAGCAGUCAUUGGGGGACCUGAUGCUAAUGUCUGUCUCCAUAUGGCAACCAUCCUGAGGAACUACAAGAUUCCACAGCUCACAUAUAGCUCUGCUCCAGAAACUAACAACAAACCCCAAGUUGGUUUUGAACACUGGAUGUUUCCAAGUGCAUCCAAUGAAUAUGAGGGGAUUCUGCAGUUACUGCUGCAUUUCAGGUGGACAUGGGUUGGAGUACUUUAUGUCAGUGUUGAAAGUACAGAUAUAUUUGUACAGAACAUGCUUCCUGUGUUUGCCCAGAGAGGAAUCUGCUUGGACUUUGUAGAAAAAUUGCCCUCAAUGAGUUUUUCCAAUGAGAUUGAAAACAUGGUGCUGAAAGGGAUCAAAACAUUUAGGGUCAUCAUGGGAAGCACAGCCAAUGUGGUGGUCUUUCAUGGCGAGACUCAUACCAUGAUAAUUUUCAGAUAUCUGAUUCAGUAUUUACAAUUUUAUGACAUACCAGUGAACAACAAAGGUAGAGUCUGGAUUAUGACAGCAGAGAUGGCUUUCACAUCCCUUCCAUUCCAAAGAACGUGGGAUGUAAACAUCCUCCAUGGUGCUAUAUCCUUUGCUGUUCACUCAAGGGAAGUGUUGGGCUUGCAGAAAUUUCUUCAGAUGAGAAAUCCCACCUCAGAAAAAGACGAUGGCUUCAUCAAGAUCUUCUGGGAAAAAGCAUUUGAAUGUUUGUUCCCCAUAUCCAUGGUAAACAAGGAGACUGAGGAAAUCUGCACUGGGGAAGAGAAGCUGGGGACUCUUCCUGCAUCUAUUAUUGAAAUGAGCUUGACAGCCCACAGUGUCCACAAUGCUGUCUAUGCUGUGGCGCAUGCUUUGCAUGCUAUGUAUUCAUCCAAAUUUAAACAUAGAGCAACAGUGGAUGAAGGAAAAUGGAAGCUUCUUAAUCAACAUCCAUGGCAGAUCCUGCGCUUUCUGAGAAAUGUUGUGUUUAACAACACUGCUGGGGAACAAGUUUCCUUUGACCAAAAUGGGGUGUUAAUAGGUGGACUUGAUAUUGUCAAUUGGGUCACAUACCCCAACCAGUCCUUCCGCAGAGUAAAGGUGGGAAAGAUAGAUCCUAAUGCUCCCACAGACUUAGUGUUCACCAUUUCUGAGGAUACCAUCAUAUGGCCUAGCAGAUUUAACCAGAAAGUCAUUUCAUUAAUGUCUAAAAAUCCAUUCAAAGUUGAGAAUGGGCAGUGUUUGCUGAUAGAAGCACUUGUGUCUAUGGACAAUUGA
Molecule: messenger RNA, 1317 nt
Organism: Rhineura floridana
Lineage: Eukaryota; Metazoa; Chordata; Lepidosauria; Squamata; Rhineuridae
Product: vomeronasal type-2 receptor 26-like
Exons: 4
Coding region: 1-1317 (438 amino acids)
Biological process (GO): G protein-coupled receptor signaling pathway
Cellular component (GO): membrane
Molecular function (GO): G protein-coupled receptor activity
Source: RefSeq, a predicted model, not a curated record